AUGGUCCUAUCGCGAUUGGUCCCAAGGCCGUGGCACUUGGGCACCAUGCUGUCGGUCGUGCUGGUGCUUUUGGGCACAUGUGCCAGAAGCUCGGCCGGCAGGUCUCUGCUCUAUUACCAAAAGGCCCCUGGACGUCUUUCCCCCGACCCCGGGGCCACAGUCCGACAGCUCCUGUUGCCCGGCCUGGCCGAGGCUCGCUGGGUCCGCGCCGAUGGCAAGGUAUACUAUUCUGACCCGUCCAAUAUUGACUUCACCACCCUGGGGGAAGACCGCCUCGGGGCGGCUUUCCCGUUUCCAGUGGACAUGAUUUCGAAUGGGCAUUCCUUUCCGACCUCUCCGAGCCACUCCUUGCACCAUGUCCCGAGCCUGGUUGACGACCGCGGCGUGGUGGUUUUCUCUGCCACCAAGAUGUCCUUCUAUGCGAAUGACGGAUUGCUGGGUGAGCAUGAGGACAGCCAAUUGGAGAGACUACUGGCCGCCGUCCAAGCCGAGCAACAAGCCGUGAGUGUGCUCUUCGGAAAGGCAGACGAGAACAUAUACUUCGGCCUCAUCGAUCACGCUACAUCCCCACCGAUUUUGCUUUCGACUCUGGGCUCUUCUGAACCGGAAUUCCGAGCUUCUCUCGGCCUCGGUCCCGUCUUCCAUGUGGUCAACAAUCAGGCAUAUUUCCGCGUGGAUGCCCUCACCGGGGAGGUGCAAAGGGAUUCCCUCAGCGAUGUCGAUCGCAUUCUUCAAGUCUUGCCGACGCGGCUGGUCUCCACCGAUCCCGACAGCCAGGAUGUGGUCUUUCUGCUGAACAGUGGGAGCAUUUGCAUUUGCAUCGAUUGGCAGCCAUCCGGUAACUGUCCCUCCCAGGGGGCAUCCAUCACCAUUGCCCUGACGGAUGUAGGAGCCUCCACAUCCGGGGAGUUGUUGAAUCCCCCGCCACAGGCCCUCGCUCAGGGUCUUUCCUACUUGCUUUACCAUGAUCCGGGAACAAGCGCCGUCUGGCGCUUUGAUCUUCACCCCGAUGGGACACACAUUACCAAACAUCAAGAAAUUGUCCUUGCAGGAAUGUCAGGCUUCCCGUCUGUCGGAAAUCUGCGCCUAUUGGCUUUCAGGCACACGGGUUCGGCCGAAGAUUGGGUCUUGUCGGAUGGGGAGUUUGUCCACUUUGACCCGAAUGCCUUCCGGUGCCAGGAAGACCCGUCCAUUGUGUGUGACGAUGAGAGCCGGUCGUCUGCCCAGGGCUGGUCAUGCGCUGAGGGAAGGGUGCUGGCGCCGUUCGAUUCGCAAGGCCACCUCUGUGGUGGCUGCGAUGACGAGUGGACAAAAACCCGUCGAGAUCCCUUUGAUGAUGGCUACCGCCUCCAUGUGGACACGGACAAUGGGGAUACCAGCUGUCUGGCUGACUGUCCGUCCGACUGGCCGGGCAGUGGUGGGGAUCUCUGCACCCCGCCCGCCAUGGGACGGCUGAGUCUUGCCUGGGGAGGGAUGGACUUCCUUGAGCAGCCGCAUGCCGGCGCUCUGGCGAGUUUGGCAUCCGUCGCGGCCAGCCACCUCGUUUGGUCCCCCUCAUUGGAGAAACUCAUGCUUGAGUUUCCUCUGCCCUCGGCAAAUACCCUGCUUGGUUUUGACCAUGACUCCCAGGUGGUGGAACUGACAAGAGCGACAGAUGGCAACUUUCUCCGCUCGCAGGCCAUUCCUUUCCCCCUGGGUGCCCCUUCCAUUGUGUGGUCUAUGAUGGAAUUGGCCUUGCCCUUGGAUGAAACCGCCUGGCCAGCCCUGGGCAUGGCCAGCUUCCAAUCCAAGGGUGAUAUGGACUGGCCGGGGUGCCAUCUCCGGCGUCUGUCCAGGACACACAUCAGUGUGGAAGCCGGGCCGACCAGCUCCCCGGGCGCGGUCAUUUCCUUCGAUGCAUCCGGCACUCCCUUGGUUGUCCGCCAGCCGGAUACCCAUCGCCAUGCGGCACUCUUCGCCGGGGUGCCGGGCGCCGGUGAUCAACUCCUCUCGGUUGGCGGCCACGUGUCACGGAUUCUGCCCUUGGCGCUGGGCGCGGAUGAUGUCCGACGGAUAGCCCUGCCUGCGGCUGUGGCGGCUGAUCCCCAGGGGUCGCAUGGCUGGUAUGGCAUUUCGGUGGCCGACUUUUCGAAUGAUCGUACGAUUGAAACCUUUCUCAAUGACCUGGUUCCCGAUGGGGAGAGCAUCCUCUGGAGGGUGUUGCAUCUGCCGCUCGGUGGGUUGCCACAUGGCCGAGUGGCCGAGGUGCCUGGAAACACCCAAACCUUGGCCCAGCUACCGAGGGCAUGGGACUCGGCCACGCUUGAGCCGGCCUUCCUGACAGUGGGCCCGCUGAGCGAGGAGUUUCCCGUCAUUUUGCUGAUGGUCAUGCCGGGCGGUCUGGCAGCGGCGCCCUUGCGCUGCAAUCCGGCCGCCAAUCAUCUGUGCUGGCUGAGGCAGGCCAGCUUCCAUGCCUUCCCGGGGGGUGUGCAAGUCGUGCCUGCCGAGGUGACCGUUGCCCAGGUCCAUGGCCCUGCCGCGGUCGGCACUUUGGCAGGGGAGGAGCCCUCCAUCACGAUUGUGUUUCAAGUCGCCACCGGGCCGGCCUGGACCAUGGACAUUCGGCUGGCGGCUUGCCCAGAUGGAACGCACGGGCCGGAAUGCGUCCUUUGUGAUGAGAGCUGCGAGUUGUGCGAUGGCCCGGGGCCGAGUCGGUGCACCGCGUGCAAGCUCCAGCUCCCGGAUGGCGAAUGUGUGGCCUCCUGCCCUCCGGGCAUGGAGGAAGAUGACAACAAGACCUGCACUUGCCCGCCGACCUGUGUCUCUUGCGUGCGGCUGGCCUCCCAGCGGUAUGAAUGCCAACAGUGCCAAGACAAGCUGCACCACUUGCGGGGCUGA
Molecule: messenger RNA, 2877 nt
Organism: Fonticula alba
Lineage: Eukaryota; Rotosphaerida; Fonticulaceae
Exons: 4
Coding region: 1-2877 (958 amino acids)
Source: RefSeq, a predicted model, not a curated record